GAGUACAAUGUAGCGAUCGGUUAACUAGUACUUGGUUGCACGGCCGACGGCGGGCGGCGGGCACGUACGUCGUACGUCUCAUUGCCGUUUAUCAACGCCACAUAGCGCAUGCGCAUUCCCGUGUCGAGUCUCGCACCGAGAGAACUGCGUCCGCAACCUCUUCGGAAAUCAAUUAGACCCUUGCCCUUACCUAUUACCCAUAAGACUGAAUUCCUGUAACCAGAGACUGGAAAAGAAAAAACCUAAGCCAAUUAUUUAUUAUUAACCAUAUUUAUUAUUUUUACUUAUAUAGAAGAAGAAUUUUCGCAUUUACAUAUAUAUAUAUAUAUAUAUAUAUAUAUAUAUAUAUAUAUAUAUAAUACCAAACGUUUGAGAAUGGCGAUUGAGAAAAAUAAAUGUAUGUUAACAUAUUUGGAGAUAGAAGAGCCUUUAGAAGACAUAGUCACAGAUGAAUUUACACAUAUUAUUUUCAAAUGUAAAAUAAGUGACAGUUCAGAAGAAUGUGUGUCUUACAAAUGGUACCAUGAUGGGAAAUGUCUAGAACAAUCUCGUAAACAUACGAUGAGUUGUAAUGAAAAAUGGCAUCAACUUGAGAUUACAUCAAUUAAAGCUUACGACCAGGGUGUUUAUAGCGUUAUACUAAAAAGUAGUUCGCACGAAACGUAUUCUAAAGCAAAUUUGUAUGUACGGCCAAUUAAAGAUAGAUAUUAUAACAACAACAACGAUGUUGUAUACAUGAACGUAAUUCCUAAAAUGAUUGGUGUAGUCAGACACUUGAAAUGUUCUAGGCUGUUAGUAGGGAGCACCAUAGAACUAGAAGCUGAAUUUGAUGAAGAUUGUCUUGAAGAUUACAUAUGGUACAAGAGUAAUAAACCGUUUAUACCGCAUGAUCGAACUAUAAUUUUAAAUGAUAAGAGAUCGACUACAUUGUCUAUAUUGCACGCAAAGGAAACAGAUAGUGGAAUAUAUCACGUAGUAUCAAAAUCUGAAUAUGGUAUAGCAUCCACAUAUGCAAGCGUGGCAGUAAUAAAUACCGACUUUAACGUUUUGAGUAACAGUGAAGAUGUGCCAACUGUAGAAGACCUGCCAGAUGAAAUUGAAGUUAGUAAGGGAGAAGAGGUGAGAAUUGUUUGCAAAGCGACUUGUGAUAUAAAUACUCUAGUGUUUUGGUCAAAGGACGGAUCAGAUUUGGAGAAUAAUGAUAAAGUGACUUCAGAAUACAUUAAUAAUAGCUGUAUAUGUCUUAGAAUAAAAAGUGCAAAUUCAGAUGACAGUGGCGAAUAUACUGUUACUGUACAAGAUGAUAUUACAGGACAUUUGGAAUCAUCGUCUUUCUUCUUAAACGUUAUCAGGCGGCCUAACAGUAUACUAAGGCCAAUAACAUUAAAAUCAUCCCUCACUCCAACUAUGGCCUGCUUCGGAUCGAGUAUAAGUUUCACGUGUAGUUUUGUUAUAGAGGAUCCAAGGUUUCAUUUUUCGGUAUGGUACAUCGGUAAUUACAGAGUUGAACGUUCCAAUCAUCGGUUCCAUGUUUUGGUAAAGGGUGGAAAUUUCAUUUUUGUUGUUAAACAAGUUGAACCUGGAAUGGAAGGUGAAGUUAUAUGUGAAGUACGUAGAGUGCUACCUAACGGAAAAUCAUUUUUUAUCGAUAAGACAACUACAAAACUAGUAAUAGUCCCACAAGCAAUCAUGGAGGAAGUAAUUCAAAAUGUCUGUAUCAAAAGAAGCAUCUACUACUAUGUCAAUUCCAAGAUAACCAUCAUGUUAGUGAAUUCUUUUAAAGGAAUCAAAAAUGGCAGUGGAAUCAUGCAAGAAAACUUUUCCGACGACGAAAUUACGGACAGAUCUCGUGACACAACUGGCAGUUUCAUGAUUACCUAUUGCAGUUUAGACGAUGAAAGCUUUUAUUUAGACGUCGAUAACAAUGAUGUAGAAAUAGCCGCUGAGAAAUUAUAUAUAUACAAAAGGUGUUUACAAAGUCAUGAAGCUAGCUCAAAUAUAUCAUCUAAAAGUGUUACAGUCAUAGAAUGGGAAGUGGCAGAGUUUCAAAAAACGAAUGAAAAAUGGUACAUGAUAGAAGUCGGUAAAAGCAAUGAUAAUUUUGUGCAAGCUGGAGUAUCAAGUAAGCCGAUGUUUGAAUUAGAAGAUCCAGUACAAGAGCAAAUUAUGAUAUUUCGGGUGUCCGCUGUGACUUCCCCAAGCAUGACGGACGAAUCAACAGUUCGGAUAGUACCAGCGCCAAAAAAUACGCUAUCAACAAGCAAGAUUUGCGAGCUUCAAACAAUGGAAGAUUUCGAAAAGGCAUAUACUAAAACCGGUUCAUUGAUUGGCUGCGGUGCGUUUGGUAGCGUCGUUCUUGUUAAAGGUACAGACGGAGAAUAUUAUGCCGCAAAGGUGUUAAAAACAAGAACUCAGAAAAAGAGGGAACUCGGAAUAAGAGAAUAUGAAAUGAUGAAGCAGUUAAGACAUCCAAAACUUAUUCAUCUCUUCGGCGCUUACAUUUCAAAAGAUUCCUUUGUACUUGUAAUGGACUAUUUAUGGGGUAACGAGUUAUUUGACAGGAUCGUGGAUGAAGAACAUAUUAAAGAAGUGGACGUUGUUCCAUACGUGCGCCAAAUUUGUGAAGCUCUGCUUUAUUUGCAUGAACUAAAAAUAGCGCAUUUGGAUUUGAAACCAGAAAAUAUUAUUUGCUUAAGUCCUAACUCUCUACAAGUUAAAAUCAUAGAUUUCGGCUUAGCUAGAUAUUUGGACGACAGUCAACAAACCAGAGCAAUAUAUGGUACUAGAGACUAUGUAGCUCCAGAAGUAUUAAAUUUUGAUCGACUGACCUUAGCAUGUGACAUGUGGAGUUUGGGCGUGGUUACAUACAUGUUAUUGUCUGGGGUCAUGCCUUUUGUUGGUGAAAAUUGGGCGCAAAGAUCGGCAAACAUCACCAGGGCUAAAUAUAAUUACCAUGAGUCAGCAUUUAAGGAAAUAUCAGAUUUAGCAAAAGACUUUGUUGAUCAUCUACUUCUUUUAAAACCGGAAUAUCGAAUGAAUGCAUCUCAAGCAUUAAAUCAUAGAUGGGUACGGGAAGGUCCACCUUGUGGUGCUAAAGCAGGUCAUAUGAAACGAACUAGAGAAAAUUUGAAGUCCUACCUAGCAAACUAUAGAGCUAGGUGGCAGGUUUGUAAUGAAUAUCAAAUGUAUUAUUGCUGUGUUUACAAUGAAAAUAGACUUUUAUUACUCGUUAUUUUAUUAAUAGAGGGCUGGAAAUGUCUUGAUUGCGGCUCAUCGUCUACGCACGCAUCGCUCUACAAACGAACCAGGGGCGCCUACGGUCACUUAAUUAGUUAAUCGACAAUGUGUUUUAUUUUAAGCGGGUUAUAAAAAAAAAACAUAUCUAAAAAAAUUAUGGUAAUAUCAAUAUGGCGAUAUGAAAUCUAAAUGUUUAUGAACAAUGAAUUUAUAUUUAUUCUCGUUUUAUUUUAAUGGAUCUCUGAGCGCAAUGCUCUUACACAUUUUGUUUAAGGGUUCAUAGUUUUAAAGUAUUGUAUUAAAAUAGUAAUUUAUUAGACUAAAUAUAUGUAUUUUACUCUUACCGUUCCCUGAACUAAAAAUAACAUUUAUUUAAAAAUAUAAAUGGACGCCAGCAAUAAACCAUAGCUAUACAUCUCACAACAAAUCGCUUUGACAGAGUAAGUGAAAUCGCGGUGUUCCUUGUUUGGUCGCUUAUAUUUCUAAUUUGUAAUUCGUUUCAGCAACAAGAUUUGAGAAAUAUUGUUAGUAAUAGUAAUAGUUGAAUGUUAGUACAUAAAUUUUAAAAUGGUCUGAUGAAAAUAAAAAUCAUUGAAAAAUAGCUAUAGCUCAGUAAAAUAAAAGUCCACUUGAUGUAAAUUUGGAAUGUGAAAAUGUAAACUCAGAAACGUAAUAUUAAAUAAUAAAACAUAAAGCAAUUAGUAAUUUA
Messenger RNA from Danaus plexippus (monarch butterfly), 3946 nucleotides. Its product is annotated as muscle M-line assembly protein unc-89-like. The record is from RefSeq and is a predicted model, not a curated record. The coding region runs from base 376 to 3336 and encodes 986 amino acids. Lineage: Eukaryota; Metazoa; Arthropoda; Insecta; Lepidoptera; Nymphalidae. Gene Ontology annotation, molecular function: protein kinase activity; ATP binding. Gene Ontology annotation, biological process: protein phosphorylation. The transcript has 10 exons.